GUUAAAACACAUAAAGCCCUCUACUUGGGUAACUCUCGAUGCCCUAUGAAAGAGAGCUGUUUUUGAAGUAGGCCGGUCUGGAUAAAAACAAUUCUGAACAAUAAACAAUUAUUACCGAGUUCAAAUCAACGCUGCAAAAAUGAGUAAUUCAACUAUUUCGGAUCAAUCCCUGAUGGAUAAGUCAAUGCGGAGUGUGUUUGUGGGAAAUAUUCCAUAUGAAGCAACAGAGGAAAAUUUAAAGGAUAUAUUCAGCGAAGUUGGUCCAGUCCUAUCGUUCAAACUUGUAUUCGACCGAGAGACAGGAAAACCAAAAGGAUAUGGAUUUUGCGAAUACAAAGAUCAAGAGACAGCGCUUAGUGCUAUGCGUAACUUGAAUGGCUAUGAAAUAGGAGGGAGAACCUUGAGAGUUGACAAUGCCUGCACAGAGAAGAGUCGCAUGGAAAUGCAGAGCCUUCUCCAAGGGCAAAAUACUGAAAAUCCCUAUGGGGAGGCAGUGCAAGCUGACAAAGCACCAGAGGCUAUAAGCAAGGCAGUCGCUUCUUUGCCUCCUGAACAGAUGUUUGAACUUAUGAAACAAAUGAAACUGUGCGUGCAGAAUAAUCCUAAUGAGGCACGGCAAAUGCUACUGCAAAAUCCGCAACUUGCAUAUGCUUUACUUCAAGCCCAAGUCGUCAUGAGAAUUGUCGACCCUCAAACUGCAGUUAAUAUGCUACAUAAAGCAAAUCCAAUCCCCGGCGUUAUCUUACCAAGUGAUAAAGUGCCGCUGCAUCCAAUUGUUCCAAGAAUCGAAGAGCCUUGGACACCCAGGCCAACACCUACACCAGUUAAUCCCCCUGCUCCUAUUUUUGCUGGGCAAGAUGUUGAUUUACGUACAUUGGAUAGACAAAUCGAUCCAAGGUUGGCUAGAAUGGAUCAGGACUUGCGUUUGCCACCACAGCUUGCAUCUGGUACGGUUACCCCAGUAACUAUGGUUCCUCCAACUGAUCCAAGAUCGGCAACGCUGAAUACCAAUCUUCCAGAGCCCAUUCUUCCGGCGGAUGGUAUAGAGAGUUUUGGUCGUGAUCCGAGAGGUGACAGAUUUGGACGGGAGACACGCGAUCCGCGAGAUCCUAGGAUGCCAGUUGAUCCUAGAAUUGCAAAAAUAAAUCCACCAGCUCCUGGAGUAACAUCUGUCCCACCGAGACCAAUUGUAGCAACACCUGUACCACCACCUACUGCAAGUGGUAUCAAUCCGAUUAAUCCAGCAAACUUGUCGACGCCAAGUACAGCUACCUCAAGACUAAUGGCAGGCAUGUCACCUGCUGGUAACAUUCCCAGCGGUGCAUCUGAUCAAGAAAAGGCGGCACUGAUCAUGCAAGUUCUUCAACUUUCGGAUGAGCAAAUUGCCAUGCUCCCACCAGAACAGAGACAAAGCAUUUUGGUUUUGAAAGAACAAAUUGCAAAGAGCACCCAACGAUAAGUGAGUUAUUUGCCUGAUGAAAUAAAAUUAUUCCAUCUGUAAUUUUUUAUCAAACUAUGAAUAUUAGACGCUGUAUUUUUUCUAAAUGGAUAUGAAAAAAGGAUAAUUUUAUUGGAGACUUAAGCAAUCAAUAGAUCAUGGAGAUUGUCAUAUCUUGUAUUGAUGUAUUAUCACAGAAAAUAAAACAAUGGUAAAGAUUAA
Messenger RNA from Athalia rosae (coleseed sawfly), 1660 nucleotides. RefSeq names its product cleavage stimulation factor subunit 2 (gene CstF64). Gene Ontology annotation, cellular component: mRNA cleavage and polyadenylation specificity factor complex. The coding region runs from base 140 to 1459 and encodes 439 amino acids. NCBI's taxonomy places the organism in Eukaryota, Metazoa, Arthropoda, Insecta, Hymenoptera, Athaliidae. Gene Ontology annotation, biological process: mRNA 3'-end processing. The transcript is spliced from 8 exons. The record is from RefSeq and is a predicted model, not a curated record. Gene Ontology annotation, molecular function: mRNA binding.